Entamoeba dispar SAW760 is the source of this 807-nucleotide messenger RNA. RefSeq lists its product as uncharacterized. Bases 1 to 807 code for a protein of 268 amino acids. NCBI's taxonomy places the organism in Eukaryota, Evosea, Mastigamoebida, Endamoebidae. The record is from RefSeq and is a predicted model, not a curated record. The transcript has a single exon.
AUGGUAACAUCCUCAGAAUUUAGUGAUAGUUUCUUCAUUAACCCAAAACAAGAACCAGAACAAACUGAUGAAAAACUAAUAGAUAUACCUGAUACUUAUAUUGAAAAAAGUACUAAAAGUGUAGAUGAAAUUCAAGCUAAAAUAAGUGAGGUUCAAAAUGAUAUCGAUAAAAAACUUCAAGAACUUUGCUAUCCACCAGAAGAUAUUUCUCAGAGUGAGGUCUUACAAAUAAAAGAAGAAUAUUUAAACCUUGUUAAAUUGUUAAAUGGAUUGGUUAUUGAAUAUAAUGGAAGGAUUAAUGGAAUGACAGAUGGAACUAAAAAAAGAAAAGAUGUUAUUGUUGUUACAAGUCCAAAUGAAAGAUUUAUUGAUAUACUACGUGGUAAAGUACGUAAAUUAUUCUUAGGUACUCUUCGUGAUUAUUGUAUAAUAUCUCCUGAUAUCGAAUAUUGUGAAUUACUAAAUUCAUCAACAAAUAUAUACAAACAACUUUUUGGACAGAAAGAUUUUGGUGUAUUUUGUGUUACUGAGUAUGGAAAUGUUUUUGGUAUAUUCUUUCAUUCUGUUAAAAUACUUAGAAACCAAACCUUUGUUUGUAAUAAAUCUGCUUUAUUCAUUAUAAGAAGAAAUGGAAUGAAAGAAUAUAUUCCACUUGUAAGUAAAAGAGAAAGUGAUAUUUAUAUUGUAUUUGGGCAUAAUAAUAUUGAAGAUGAUUUGAUGAUAACAAUUAUUAAUAGUAAAGGAUAUGGAAUACAAUUUUAUAAUAACAAAGUUAGUAUUAUUGGUGAUAUUCAAAAAUGUAUUUAA